AUUUAAGGAAACACUGCAAUGGAAAUUUCAUGAUAUGUAGAUCUAACUAUUAGAGACCUGUACAUGGAAAUGUUUCUGUCUAUAUUCUCUGCAAUAUCAUUUCUUCUGAUAAUAAAUUCCAUUACAUGUAAACCGAAAUGGAUUCACGAAGUAGAAUUUUGCCCAAUGGCAAACAACCUCUCAGAUUGGUUGAGAGCAUCUGACUCAUUAAGAUGCAUACACAAUCUAACCUCAAAAAGUCCAACAGAACAAUCACAUGUUUACCAUUGUCUGCCUAGUAGUUUCCUAAACGAAUCUGUGGAAUUUUGUGGUGUAAGUGUACCCGUUGAGAAAGGAAAUUGUCCCAUAUACACGUAUGAGUUCGGUGAUAAUGUCUCCCCGAAUGCUAAGAGCUGUGAAAAGUUUUCUACUGGAUGUCCUGAACAGCUUUAUUUUUCAAAAAUGGUUUAUAUGUACUCAGAAUGUUUGAAUAUAAAUAAAAGGUGUCGUUGCUACAGAGCCGAUUCAAACUGUGCUGAGGAGUGUUCAGAGAAAGACGUUGAUCCAUCCACCAAACGAACAAACGAGAUCACAGCAUAUUAUGCGACGUCAGAAAUAAUUUCCAUGAGUACUACCCGAAGAACAACACAAUAUUCGACUCCAUAUCAAAAUCAAGAUCAAGAUCAGGAAACAGACAAUUCCACAAUUGUGGCGAUUGCAAUUUGUGUGCCGAUUGUGAUGAUUUUAGCAGGGGUAAUAGUAUUAUGGUACAGAAAAAGAUUAUCAUCCAAAGGACCAAUCGAAAAUCAGAAUUAUCGAAAAGUUACGUAUGUUCCCGAACAGGUUACAUUAAAAAAAGAUGAGGAGAGUACCGACUUUCCACUUCAUAAACUUUUAUGCAGCAUUGGUAGAAAUCUAAGAAAAACAAGUAUUGAAGCAUUCGUCUUUCAUUUGAGUGACCCAAAGAAAGACAAAAACUAUCAACCGAUAGAUGGACUACCAGAUGGCAGCAAUGUUCUGUUACAGCUGCAUAAGAUGUACGAUUUUACCUUGAACAUGUGUCUACUGGAAGCUUUUUUAGAUAAAGUAAACGAACAUAAGCUAAAAGAUCAAUGCAUCGACUUUGCAAUGAAACACAAAAGGAUUUACUAUACAAAAGGAAGUGUUUGCAAAAAAGGUUAUUUUGAACUUGUUCUGCAUCUAAACAAAUGCAUUAAUGACUUUGGUGAAGGUGAAAUAGAUAAAAUGCGAAAGCAACUGUCAGAUAUCCUGGAUAUGAAUGACCCGGAAGACAUUUUGUUGUGCGAAAUAUCGAAUGGUUCUGUGCUGGUACAUUUUUUGAUAAAGGAAAAGUAUCUUGGAGUCGUACUGUCAUGCAACUUUUCCAUUUUCAAGAAGUAUAGUUUACAAGAAAUCACUUUGAUGGGAAAACGCAUUUACCCACAGGAAAUCACAGGAAAGGAAUUGGAUUUACCAUCAUCUGCCUUACUUAGGCAAGAAAAACAAGAAAGCCGGACUUAUGCUUCAAAAGUGACAUUUGAAUUCGGACCAAAAGAACUUACAGCCCAUAAACGUGUAGCAGAGGAAAUACAAUUGAUAUACAAAUUAACUGGAAGAAAAAACGUAGCUGAUGAUAGCGUUUUAGUAAUUCACCACACUGAGAAGGAACUGGAUGAAAUUUGCAUGGCACUGUUCGAGUCUGCACCAAAUGUCAUCGAAGUAGAAGAGUUAAAAAACUUUGAUAAGGAGUCACAUUCGAAAAGCAUAAUCAUUUGCAGUGUUGGUAAAUAUCCUAUAAAUGGGGAAUAUCUUCGUUUCUUGCAAGAUUUCAAGUCAGCUGAAAAUCAUUUCUUGUAUACUUCCGAAAAAGAACAUGUUAGAGAGGAACAGAAAGUGCUUGAUAUCAUCAGUGCAUUUGGAGGAUCAGUUAAGAAGGGGCAUAUUUUGCACGCGAAUUCUGACAAACACGAUUUAUUCAGAUCGUACUGUAACUCUGUUGAAAACGAUCUUGCAGAGCUCUACCACACAAUUGAAUGCAGGAUAGGCAAUAAUGAUGCAAACGUAAUUAAUAUGGUAGCAAUGAACAUAGCAAAAAUUGCAUCACUUCAAAAGAUUUUGAAAUGUGACAAUGACGAAGAAAAACCCUUUUCAAAUGAUUGUUUGGACAUUCUAAAAAGAACUAAAGAGGUUGGCGUUUUUGGUUACAUCGUAAAUCAGGAUACGCUGCUCAUUUUGAUAAACGAAACAGGAAGCAGAUCAGAAGACUUUUCACAUAGCCUGAGGAAAAUCCGAAAAUUAUUGAUUGGAAUGAAAGUGAAAGUGAUCAGGAUAACAAUCCAGUCUUUGAAAUCGGGUUCCGUGAUAUAUACAUACAAUGGAUUGAUGGGAACUUUGGGAAUGUUUGUAAAUAUAAACGAAAAAGGAAAAAUGGUACAAGCAUGUAUAAGCAGUGGACACCUUCUUAAAAAAGAUGACAUUGCAUACUUUGACAACGAUGGAGAGAGAGUCAAGCUUGGUCAUUGUAUUUGGCCUGAAACCUACUACAAUGACAGAGUAUCGAGCAUAAGCGUCAUAAAAUUGACUGAUUAUGCGGAAACCUUAAUAAAAAGGCAAGUUUACGAACCAGUAGAACUAUUCCAUGGAUCAUUAAUGGAUCUUCAACACAGAAAAGUGUUUAAAUACGGUGCUCAAUCUGGUUUAACGUAUGGAUAUAUACAAAACGAAAUAAAUACAGAAUUAUUCGGUUAUAAAAGAAUGAUUCUCGUACAACCCCAAUUUCAGCGAUUUUCUGUCCCUGGUGACUCUGGAGCCAUAGUUCUUACAAAAAUGAACGAAAAAAAUGUUGCAUUGGGUAGCGUUUACGGCGGAGAAUUAAAUAUUUAUGAAAACAAAGAACCAAAGCAUAUAAAUGGAACAGUGGUCAUUUGCCUUUCCGAAGCAAUUGGAGAUUUUGAGAGGAACUUACAUACAAACAUUAAAAUUGUUGACUAUUUUAUUUAAUUACUUAUGUCGUAUUAUUUUC
Saccostrea cuccullata (small rock oyster) is the source of this 3001-nucleotide messenger RNA. RefSeq lists its product as uncharacterized. NCBI's taxonomy places the organism in Eukaryota, Metazoa, Mollusca, Bivalvia, Ostreida, Ostreidae. The record is from RefSeq and is a predicted model, not a curated record. The transcript has 18 exons. The coding region runs from base 64 to 2979 and encodes 971 amino acids.